AUGAUUUUCUUGAAAGCAAGUUUUUCAUGUUGUCGCGACAGGUUGGACUACCCUCCGGAGGCAACGGACAUCGAAGAGCAUGAUAUACUCACUUCGAAGCAACUCACAGAAAUUAACCCACAGAAAUCUGUCUGUGCCUGGGCUGGCUGCAAUAUUUUCCAUCGUCUCACCUCGUGUACGGGCGCUUAUUUCUCGAACCGUGGGUACCUGUCCCCAACUUAUGAUCCGACACCGACGAUAAGAACUUUCUCUCUCACUCCCUCAGCAAUGGACCCUCCGUCUCAAGAUCCUCGUCGGAAGGCCCGACUAACGAAUCUAUUUAACUCGAUCCUCCAUUCGGAGACGGCCAUAUCGCCCUCGAAUGGUGCCCGUUUUUUGGAAUCAAUCUAUUCUCAAGAUGAUCCUUCAGUGUGUAUGGGGAGAGUGGUAGGCAGUCCCGCUGGGUUUUCCGCCCUUCAAAGUGCUAUCCGAUAUGAUCUUUCAUCCACAUUUCUCAACACACAUGCAUCAUUUAUUCUUCAGUACCUCCAGCAUCCUGACAUCAAAGCUAUCAACAACGGCAUGCUGCUCGAAGAUGUGCUCAUCAAACUCGUUGAGCCGCCGAUAUUUUGGAUAGAAUUUCGACAGGCCUUUCUGAAAGGCGAUCUCGACGAGAAUGCGACGACAGCUUUCGCCUGGUUGCUGUUGCAACUCUGCAUGUUACCCGAGAAAGCUUCAACCUAUCAGAAGGAUCCGGAAAUGGCAUCAUUCCAAAAGCGGUUCCUGUCCUCUCCUGUGCCGAAGUUGAAGUCCUUUGGCCUCAAGAUCAAAGACAUCCUUGACACUUGCGGCACAGAAAUCCACAGUGGGCAUCCUCUGGUUAGCGCCGGUCCAGGAGGCCGACAUGAUAACGACUUCGUGGAUUUCAGACGCAUAGCGAUCCUACCGACUUGGGAGGAAAUGGAAUGCAAAACUCCACCGUUUUUACAACUUGCGAGUGUGUUAGAGGAUCCGGAAACGGAAGAAUUUCGUGUGGCAAUCCAUCUAGAUAACCAAUUUCGCCUCCUCCGGGAGGAUAUGAUCCACGAGAUGCGAGAGGAAGUGGCAAUCGCAACUGGAAAGAAGAAAGGGUAUCAUAGGGGUGUAAAAGUUCAAGGGUUGGAACUCAAGGGUGUCGAGUGUGAUAAGAAGGAUAGACCGGACAAGAAAGUCAGACCGGACCAGAAGGCCAGACCGGACAAGUGGGGGUUGGUUUGCAUUUGCAAGGAGGACUUUCCGCAGCUGGCAAAAAUCGAGGGAACUCAUAAACGCAAGGAAUUUCUCACUGAAAAGCCAAAUUUCUUCAAGCACCAAUCGCUUGCUUGUCUGCUAGCUGGGAAGGAAGUGGUAGCAUUUCCUUCCAUCAGCCGCGACGAGGACCGUUUGGCCAAGAGUCCACCCGAGAUCAUCCUGCAAUUUGAGGAGGCGGAGAGCACUAAACGGGCUCUGCUCAAAUUCAAGAUGGAGGAUGAUGUCGCCCUUGUCCAAAUUAACACCGCUGUCUUCGCUUUCGAGCCAAUUCUGAAGAGCCUACAGCAGACAAAAUUUCUCCCCUUGUCAUCCGAGCUACUAAUGUGGAAGAAGGGGAGCCCUCUAUACGAAGCCAAAAUACAAGCAGACCCCGUUGUACGCCAACUGAGGGUUGACCCUGGAAGCAAUCUCAGGGAUAUCCUUGGAACGGCAAAGGAUAUUAAACUUGAUCCUUCCCAAGCGGCAUCCCUUGUUUCCGGAUUGACUCAAAGUGUUUCGUUAAUUCAAGGACCUCCAGGUACCGGCAAAUCUUUCAUCGGUGCUCUUAUCGCGAAGGCCAUUCAUGAUCACACCCAACAAACGAUUCUCGUUGUCUGUUACACAAAUCAUGCUUUGGAUGAUAUUCUUACUGGAUUGCUCGACAUUGGCAUCCCACAAUCAAGCAUGCUUCGGCUCGGAGGGAAAUCUACUGCACGAACGGAACCUCUGACCAUCUUUAACCAGCCUCGUGGACCUCCACGCACCAAGUCUGAAUGGUCAUACAUCAACGGGCUGGAGGAACAACUCGAAGACUUGCGACGUGGUCUUGAAACCUCAUUUAAGGAGUACAAGACAUCCACUAUCCGAUUCGGCGACAUUCUUGGUUAUCUUGAAUUUGACGAUGAUGACGAUGAAAGUACUGCAUAUCUCGCGGCCUUCACCGUACCCAAACAAGAGGAUGGGAUGAAUGUCGUUGGGCAGAAUGCUGGUGUCUUUGCAAGGCAAGUUACUACUACAAAAGACGGUGAAAGCAUCUGGCAGCUUCCCUUACAUGCUCGAAAAGCGAAGCUGGAACAAUGGGAAGAUGCGCUUUUGCAAGAAUCCGUCGCCAACUUUGUCAUGGAUGCCUCAGAAUACAAUCGUUGCCAGACGAAACUUGAGCGAGCACGCGGCAAUGACUUGACGAGCCUACUCCUGAGCAAGAGAAUUGUUGGGUGCACGACAACGGCAGCGGCCAAGUAUCGCAACGAGAUACGAGCUUUCAAUCCAGAUGUUUUACUCGUCGAAGAGGCCGGAGAAAUAUUGGAAAGCCACGUCCUAACUUCACUCGGGCCACAGACAUCCCAGAUGAUCCUCAUCGGAGAUCAUAAGCAACUUCGUCCGAAAGUCAAUAACUACCAGUUAACUGUGGAGAAAGAAGAAGGAUUUGACCUGAAUCGUUCCCUUUUCGAACGACUGAUCCUGAAGGAUUAUCCGCAUACAAGUUUGUCACAGCAGCAUCGCAUGCGUCCUGAGAUAUCUGCACUCAUUCGUCAUUUGACAUACCGGGAGCUCGUCGACGCACCAACGACGCAGAACCGUCCAAAUAUCAAAGGUGUUCAAGACAACAUUGUGUUCCUGGACCAUGACUGGCCUGAGGAUGAAAACAAACAACUCGCUGAUCGUAAUGAUAUGGCCUCAACAACCUCGAAACAAAAUUCAUAUGAAAUCAGCAUGAUCCUCAAAAUUGUCAAAUACCUAGCACAGCAAGGCUAUGGCACUGGUGAAUUGGUCGUUUUGACUCCGUACCUUGGACAAUUGCAGAAACUUCGCGAAGCUUUGAAAAAGGACAAUGACCCUAUUCUCAAUGACCUGGACUCCCAUGAAUUGAUUCAAGCAGGUAUCAUCCCUCAGUCCACUUCCAAUCCUAAUCGGAAAAAUCCCAUUCGACUCGCAACCAUAGACAACUACCAGGGUGAAGAAAGCGACAUUGUCAUCGUCUCACUUACUAGGAGCAAUCCUAGUUUUGACAUUGGCUUUAUGUUUUCUCCUGAACGCUUGAAUGUCCUUCUGUCACGCGCUCGGAAUGCCUUGAUCAUGCUCGAUGCCAUCGCCUGGGUGAUCAUUCGAAAAUCAAACGGACCACCUCUGACCUGCCACAAAUGCGAACGCUCUAAGAAGCUGGCGAAAGAGCAACAAGAGCGUGAGGCCGCUGCACAGGAGAGAAGGGAUGCGGAGCAGAAAGCACAUCUAGAGCAGAUGGAUUCCUUAAAUGCUGCUAUUGAGCAGGAGAAUCGCCGACAACAAGAUGAGCGACUGAGAUCGGAAAGAGCCCACGUCCUUGAACAAAAGAGAAGGGAUCUCGAAAUCCUACAGGAAUCAAGGGCUACCACUACCACUGCACCCUCAGCUGAGAGUUCUCAUGCUGUGCCUUCGGGUAGUGGACAGCCAACAUACGUCCCUCCCACCGGUCCCCAGUCUUCUAUGGCAGCAGCCCCCUCCAGCAACCUGCAAAACCCAGAUGGCUCAGGCUCUCCUUCGUCCCCUGCACCAACCCCUUCGAGCAGUGGGAUUUUCGGCCUCGUUGAUAAAAUGAAAACUGCAGUUUCUUCUGCACUCAGUCCUGCUGCGGUUCCUCAGCCGCCACCACAAGCCUCCACUACUGCUGUAGCAUCGGGAAAGCCCUUCAAAGAUUUGCCUGAGUCAAAAUCAAAGCUUGAAUGGAUCCGCCAAAAACAGAUGGAGGGUGCUCAAAACGAUGCGAUUGACGCUAUCAUGGAGAUGACAGGUCUCGAGGCCGUAAAAGAGCAGGUUCUUGCUGUUCAAGCCAAAAUCAACGUCUCGUUGCGCCAGAAUACUUCGCUGAAGCAGGAGAGAUUCAAUGUUGUCCUUCUCGGUAAUCCGGGUACUGGCAAGACCACGAUAGCCCGUCACUAUGCCAAAUUUUUGGCCUCGGUAAAAGCCAUACCUGGCAAUGAGUUUGAAGAAAAGACUGGCGCGCAGUUGGCCCAAGAGGGCGUCGCAGAAACCCAAAAGCUCGUCGACAAGGUGACCAAGGCUGGAGGCGGCGCGAUCUUCAUCGAUGAAGCCUAUCAACUGACUAGCGGCAAUAACCCGGGUGGUGCUGCAGUAUUGGAUUACCUUCUUGCCGAAAUGGAGAAUCGUGUCGGGACCUUGGUCUUCAUUCUGGCAGGUUACAACCGCGAGAUGGAAAAGUUCUUCGAACACAAUCCUGGGCUCAAAAGUCGUGUGCCGUAUGAAUUCAACUUUGCUGAUUACAAGGAUGAAGAGCUGAUGUCGAUGCUGGAAUCAAUGGUCAACAAAUUCUACAGCGGCAAGAUGAAGGUCGAAGGAGGCGUCAAGGGGCUUUAUGGUCGAAUUGCCAUUCGCCGGCUAGGGCGACGGCGAGGACAUCCUGGUUUUGGCAAUGCCCGGGAUCUUCAGGGUGUUUUCAGCAAGAUUCGCGAGCGACAGGCUGUUCGGAUUACGAAAGAACGCAAGGAGGGCAAAUUGACUGAUGAUUUCCUCCUGCUCAAAGACGACAUUAUCGGACUUGCUCGGCGUUUCAAAAUCGAGGAUGCCUUCCAAUUUGAGGACUUCAGUGAUACCGAAUUGCAGCAGAUAAUGGAACUCAAAUUGAAGAAACAAGAUCUUGGCGCCACCGACGAGGCGAAACAUGUCGCCAUUGAGCUCCUUCGUCGUAUGAGGAAUCGUCCCAAUUUUGGAAACGCCGGCGAGGUGGAAAAUUUGAUUGUCCAAGGAAAGACGCGCUGUCUGGCCAGAAGGCAAAAACUAACCCCUGCAGAACGGCCCGUUGACGUUAUCUUUGAACCUGGAGACUUCGACCCCGAUUACAAACGGAGCGAGAAUGCGUCGGCCAACCUGACAAAACUCUUUUCCGACAUUGUUGGCCAUAGCGAAAUUAUACAAAGGCUGCGGAAUUACCAGGAGAUUGCGAACACUUGCAAGGCCAGGGGGAUGGAUGCGAGAGAUCGUAUCCCGACAAACUUCAUAUUUACAGGCCCUCCAGGCACAGGAAAGACAACUGUCGCGAGGAAAAUUGGACAGGUUUUCUACGACAUGGGACUUUUGUCUUCAGACGAGGUUGUUGAGUGUUCUGCUUCGGAUCUGGUGGGGCAAUACGUUGGACAAACAGGGCCGAAGACGAGGAAGCUGUUUGAGAAGGCAUUGGGCAAGGUUCUCUUCGUGGAUGAAGCAUAUCGUCUAAGCGAAGGCCACUUCGCGCAAGAAGCAAUAGAUGAGCUCGUCGGAUUGCUUACGCAUCCCAACUUCAAAUCAAAGCUCGUCAUCAUUCUUGCUGGUUAUGAGGCGGAUAUGCAGCGUCUUAUGGCCGUCAAUACGGGUCUUUCCAGCCGGUUCCCAGAUCAAGUGGUCUUCGAGAAUAUGAGUGCCGAUUAUUGCUUGCAAGUGGUCGAGAAAGAGUUGAGGAAAAACAAUGUCGAGAUCAUCGAGGACGGUGAAGAUGAAGAUUCGCCGGUGGACGUGGAAGUGGAAUUGAAGGGGCUUAUCGAGGACCUGUCUCAACUCCCUGACUGGGGUAAUGCUCGCGACAUGAUGACAUUCUGCAAGGAGCUCAUUAACUUGGCCCUCCUUAAGGAUUCUGCCUUGAGCGGUUCCCUGAACCUCUCUGGGAGAGAUAUCAUCAACGUCAUGGAAAAAAUGGUGGCUGAUAGGCAAAGACGUACCAUGAUCCCUCGAAACUCGCGAAGACCAGCACCGCAAUUGCCAGAGCAAACACUGAACCCAAAUCCUCCAACAGCACCGUCCGUUUCCGUAGACGUGACCUCACAGGCCGCACCUCCAACCCCUCCACCUCGCUCGCCAGCUGUUCGUCAGGGAGAAAUCCGAGCUGAAUCUCCAUCCACUCGUGGUCGCAAAAACACAGCUGGACGGGGCCGAGGCCGAGGCGGGUCAAACAACGUGCAGCCCCAACAACGCGGCAACGUCGGGCAACAGGCUCAAGGCGUUCAGCAAAACGUUCAACGAGAUCCUGGUGUCACUGAUGCUGAAUGGGAGCAGCUCAACGCCGCAAAACGCGAAGCAAUCCGUCAGGAGAGUGAAGCCAAGGCUGCGCUGGCGGCCUUGCAGAAAAAGCUUGCCGCAAAGAAGAAGGCAGAAGAAGCAGAAAAGAAGAGGUUGCGAGAGUUGGAGAAGGCACAGGCCGAAGCAAGGGAUGCAGCACGGAGGGCCGAAAUAGAGAGGCAAAAGGAAGAGGCAAGACGGAAGGCAGAGGCUGCCCGGCGAGCACGAGAGAAGGCUGCGGCGGAACUUCGCGCCAAACAGGAGGCAGAGCGACGAAGAAAGGAGGAGGACGCGCGCGCUCAGCAGAAGUUAAGGCAGCUGGGCAGGUGCAGUGCUGGAUUUGAGUGGAUUAGGCGGGAAUCGUACUACCAGUGCUCUGCUGGUGGCCACACCGUGUCGAUUAGUGAACUUGGUCUUUGA
This is a messenger RNA of Cyclocybe aegerita, 6690 nucleotides long. The record is from the annotation of a GenBank genome assembly. Lineage: Eukaryota; Fungi; Basidiomycota; Agaricomycetes; Agaricales; Hemipholiotaceae.